Messenger RNA from Malus domestica (apple), 859 nucleotides. RefSeq names its product prefoldin subunit 2. NCBI's taxonomy places the organism in Eukaryota, Viridiplantae, Streptophyta, Magnoliopsida, Rosales, Rosaceae. Gene Ontology annotation, biological process: protein folding. Gene Ontology annotation, molecular function: protein folding chaperone. Gene Ontology annotation, cellular component: prefoldin complex; cytoplasm. The record is from RefSeq and is a predicted model, not a curated record.
UUCCGCCAAAAAACCAAAGUAAAAUACUCGCUGUGUCAAACAGCGGUUGAGCAGCUUCGUCAUUCGCUUCCUCCGUCGCUGCCACUCUCUCUAUAGUCCACAGAGCCACCGUCUCUCCCUCCGUCUUCUCAACAGUUCCUCCGCGCCACCAGUCAGGGAACCAUGGCCACUAGUAAAGCUGAAGAUCAGAAGGAAUAUGUAAAUGAACAAGCAGUUGCAAAUAAGUUUGCUGCUAUGAGGUCUGAACUCAACCAAAUUUACUCGAAAAUCACAGAGCUAGAGAUGGAAGCAAGCGAGCACUCGUUGGUGAUCAAUGCCAUCCAGCCACUUGAUCCAUCCAGGCGAUGCUACCGGAUGAUCGGAGGUGUUCUAGUGGAGAGAACCAUCAAGGAGGUUCUGCCUGCUGUGCAGCGCAACAAAGAGGGGAUUGAGGAGGUUAUAGCUAGGCUGAACGAGGCAUUGGAAAAGAAGAAAAAGGAAAUCUCUGAUUUUGAGGCUAAGUACAAGAUCAGGAUACGGAAGGAGCAGGGCGAGGAGAAAGAUGAUAGUGCUCGGAAAGAAGGGACUGCUCAAGGAGUCCUGGUCGGCCCCGCUGGCGGGAGUGAAUGAAUGAUAAGUCUCCAUUUCUAUGCUCUUCCACCACCUUUGUUUCGUCGUCUCGAACUUGUUAAAUGUGUUUUUAAGUGUAGCAGGUGCUAGAGAUGUGGUUGAUCAGGGUAGUAGAAUAGUUAACAAGUUACAACUAUUGUACUGAAAUAUGAUUGUAUUUGUACCCUAUUUAAUUAUGUUUUUCUUACAUUGGUUAAAAUUUCGGGGGAAAACACAAAUUCAUAAAGUUUGACAAAUUUUGAAGGAUAAA